Molecule: messenger RNA, 1413 nt
Organism: Eimeria tenella
Lineage: Eukaryota; Apicomplexa; Conoidasida; Eucoccidiorida; Eimeriidae
Exons: 2
Coding region: 1-1413 (470 amino acids)
Cellular component (GO): cytoplasm; cytosol
Molecular function (GO): phosphatase activity
Source: RefSeq, a predicted model, not a curated record
AUGCUCCUCCUGUGGCUCGAAGCUGCACUGCUCUGGUGCCUGGGGGGAAAUGGCGGCUCUCUGAAGACCCAGUGGGCGCCAGCCAUCACCACAGCUGUUGCUAUCACCACCCCGCGCUUCAAGCUGCACGGAGUUUUGCUGCCGGGGAACCGCGGGAGGUUCCCCCGUUACUUCAGAGAAGAGGAAAUGGAGUUGCUGGUGCCCCGUGCAGCUUCGAGGGAGGAGGACGCGCUGGGGCCGCGGCGAAAGUACCUCAAGGCGCUGCGGGGAGAGUGCGAAGAGCCCUCGAUCUGCGACUGCGGCCUCAAGUCCUGCAGGGCGGUGGCCCGCCGCAGGCGCCAGCUGCAGGCUCUUGCAGGAAAACUUCAUGAAUGGAAAACUCAGAAAAAUCCAGAACACUGGGGGACUAAGCUUUUGCUGGUUGUGCGCCAUGCGCAGAGCACCGCCAACCAGCGCCUCCGGACUCUCACGGGAGUCGCUUCGUUGGCGUGGAGCAACCUAAGAAAGAGGAGCUGGGGCCCCGUGGAUCCUGCGCUUUCGGCGAAGGGCCGGGAACAGUGUCGCGCUGCAGGUGCAGAUAUGUUGUAUUUGAUGGAGCUGCUGGACUCGCUGGGUUCGCGGGACUUCUGCUUCCAGAGCUUCAUGGUUUCGCCCAUGACCCGCACCCUGCAGACCGCGAGCUUGAUAUUCGGGGGCAUUGGGGAGCGCAUGCGGUGCCCCUCGGAGGACUCCGGGGGGACAGAAGAGGGCUAUUUGCCCUGGCUAGUGGACCCUUUGCUGCGGGAGAAGCUUACGAAUCUGUCGGACACGGGCACGGAGUACGGGGAGCUGCGGGAGCAGCUGCAGCAGUUGUACUUGCGUCAAACGAUCCUCUCCGGCGUUUUCGACUUCACCGCAGUUCCCCCGGGAACUCGCUGGUGGCUCUUAGACUCAAAAGAAAGUCUGCAGAGACUCCUCGAGGACUUCCCCGCCAUGCCCAUGCCCCAGGGCAGCACCAGUAGCUCCAAGUUGCCCGCUGCAGCCAUUACUUUGGAGAGGCGCUCGGCAAACAGAAGCGUUGUGAGUCUAGGCGGGGCCACUCCUGCGCGUUUGUCCUCUGCAGAACAGUCUGUGAAGGCCGCAGUCGUUGCAAGGCAGCGCCAGCUGAUUUCGGAAAUGGAAGACGACAAAUUGCAGAACUUCUGGGGAGCCGUCGGCAACACCGGCCCCCCACAACCGGAGUCCUGGGACCAUUUGAAACUCAGGGGGACUCUGCUGCUCCAGACUCUCUGCAGAUCAGAUCCCACAACUUUUCUACUAGUCACGCAUUCCCAUCUCGUUACUGCCCUCGAUGGCCGCGGCACCAUGGGCAAUGCAAGUGCGAAGCCGCUGCUGCUGCACUGCGGCAGAAAGCCGUACGUCACCGCGCUCUGA